This is a messenger RNA of Ostreococcus tauri, 1359 nucleotides long. Its product is annotated as Nucleotide-binding, alpha-beta plait. The transcript has a single exon. The record is from RefSeq and is a predicted model, not a curated record. Gene Ontology annotation, molecular function: RNA binding. The coding region runs from base 1 to 1359 and encodes 452 amino acids. NCBI's taxonomy places the organism in Eukaryota, Viridiplantae, Chlorophyta, Mamiellophyceae, Mamiellales, Bathycoccaceae.
AUGACGACCGACGACGCGUUCUGGUCGCGCGUGCGCGAUCGCGGCGACGGCGGGGAGGAUGGGCACGAUUUAUUCGGCGCCGCGAGCGCGUUUCGCGCGCCCGCGCGGGCGGAAACGACGGUGCGGGCGGGAAAGUCGAGCGAGAGCGCGCCGGCGGCGGCGACGCGCGCGCGCGGGACGUCGACGGCGACGCGAAAGGCGCGCGACGUGGACACGUCGAGCGAGGGCGCGAGUGAUGAUGGUGGGAGCGAUGCCGAGCGCGGGAGCGAAUCGGAGGACGAGGGAGCGUCCGCGGCGACGCGCGGCGAUACGCGCGCGAAGCGGGCGCCGAGCGAGAGGGACGACUCGAGCGACGAUGAACGAGAGGCGAAGAAACCGGCGGGAACUGGAUAUCGCGAUCGCGCCGCAGAGAUUUCGGCGGAGGAGUUGGCGCGCACGGUGUUCGUCGGAAAUGUGCCGGCGACGACGACGACGAAGGCGCUGCGACGGUUCUUCGGCGCGGCGGGAAAGGUGAAGAGCGCUCGAUUGCGAAACGUCCCCGUGGAGGCGGAUGGACACGAGCCGAGAAAGGUGAAGGUGCUCAAGGGGAAACUGAACGCCGAGCGUGGGAACGCGACGGCGUUCGUGGUGUUCGAAAAAGCCGAGUCAGCGCAGAAGGCGGCCGAAACGCUCAACAUGAAGGCGUUCGAGGGACGGCACGUUCGCGUCGAUUUGGCCGCCAAGCCGUCCAUCGUGAGCAGCGAGGUGGUGUACGAUCACACGCGAAGCGUCUUCUUGGGCCACCUCCCGUUCAACGUCGACGACGAAGACGUGAUUCGUCUAUUCAACAAGAACGAAGAGUAUCCCGAGCUUCGAAAGAGUGUCGAGGCGGUGCGCGUGGUGCGGGACAGAAAGACCACCAUGGGGAAGGGUAUCGGGUUCGUGCUGUUCAAGACCAAAGAGCAGGCUCGAACAGCGCUAUUAUUAGACGGGAGCAAGCUCGGUGAUCGCGAGAUUCGCGUGACGAAGACGUCUCGAUCCAAGGCGCCACGUCCCGGGUCGGCGUCCAAGGCGCGGGCGGAGCCUUCGCCCGCGUCGGGUGCGGAACGCAGAAACCCAAAGUUACGCGAAGAGAAGGGCGAAAAAGCGUCAACAGGGCGAGUAACGAAUUCGUGGGAGGGGUCACGAUCUCGACCCGGCGGAAAAUCGUCGAAGACGGCGUACAGAGGCGGCGAGGCGCGUCCGCCGCCCGGCGGUAUCGGCAGACCAGCCUUCAAGAAGCCCGGCGACGCCAAGGCAAAACGAUCGGGCAAGCGCCCCGCGGUGGCGGCGCGCAAGGCAAAUGCAAAGGCCAAAGCCGCCGCCGGUCGCGAAAAGUAA